Messenger RNA from Eutrema salsugineum, 1077 nucleotides. RefSeq names its product GDSL esterase/lipase EXL6. Gene Ontology annotation, molecular function: lipase activity. Lineage: Eukaryota; Viridiplantae; Streptophyta; Magnoliopsida; Brassicales; Brassicaceae. Gene Ontology annotation, cellular component: extracellular region. Bases 1 to 1077 code for a protein of 358 amino acids. The transcript has 5 exons. The record is from RefSeq and is a predicted model, not a curated record. Gene Ontology annotation, biological process: lipid metabolic process.
AUGUUUAGGGAAACAAUACUGGUGUUGACACUAUUUUCCAUUUGUUUCCUCUCAUCAGCGGCUGAAAAAAACAACACAUUUUCUGCGCUUUUCGCUUUUGGAGAUUCAGUACUAGAUACUGGUAACAAUAAUCUUCUUCUAACCCUAUUGAAAGGAAAUUACUGGCCAUAUGGUUGGAAUUUUGACUUUAAGAUACCGACGGGAAGAUUCGGAAAUGGAAGAGUUUUCACUGAUAUAGUUGGUAUAAGAUCACAUUCAAUGACAGUUUGUUCCUUUACUAUUCUAGCGGAAGGUUUGGGGGUCAAAAGACUUGUGCCAGCUUAUCGUAAGACUCGUCGCAUUAAACCUGACGACCUCAAAACCGGCGUUUGUUUCGCAUCAGGUGGUUCAGGAAUCGACGAUCUUACAUCCAGAACGCUGAGAGUUUUGUCAGCAGGCGAUCAAGUAAAAGAUUUCAAAGACUAUCUGAAGAAACUAAAGAAAGUUGUGAAAAAUAAGAAAAAAAGAAAAGAAAUUAUUUCAAACGCAGUGUUUCUUAUUUCUGAAGGAAAUAACGAUCUUGGAUACUUCUUUGCUCCCGCUAUUGUACGAUUAUACUCCACAGAUACAUAUACAAGUAAAAUGGUUGGUUGGACCAAAGUAUUUCUACAAGAUUUAUAUAAACUCGGAGCGAGAAAAUUCGCAGUGAUGGGAGUGAUGCCGGUGGGGUGUUUGCCUUUCCAUCGACUCAUGUUUAGUGGGGUAUUCGCAUGGUGUAACUUCUUCGUGAACUCAGUUGUGGAAAACUUCAACACCAAGUUGAAGAAAGGUCUUCAAAGUUACGAUGUAGAAGAUUGUUUUAAAGGUGCAAAGUUUGUUUACGUCGACAUGUACGGCACUCUUAUGGAUCUUAUAACCAAUCCUAAGGCCUAUGGGUUUUCAGAAGGGAAAAGAUCGUGUUGUUGUAUGCCGACGUCAAUAAUACCAUGCAAAGACCCGGAUCAGUACGUCUUCUAUGACUUCGCUCACCCCUCCCAGAAAGCCUAUGAAGUAAUAUCCAAACCUCUUAUCUAUCAAAUGAGGAAAGGCCUUGCCUGA